This is a messenger RNA of Lycium barbarum (goji berry), 4026 nucleotides long. RefSeq names its product protein RBL. Gene Ontology annotation, molecular function: protein binding. Gene Ontology annotation, cellular component: Set1C/COMPASS complex. The coding region runs from base 361 to 1842 and encodes 493 amino acids. The transcript has 5 exons. The record is from RefSeq and is a predicted model, not a curated record. Lineage: Eukaryota; Viridiplantae; Streptophyta; Magnoliopsida; Solanales; Solanaceae.
CUCAUAUCAAGAAUUUUUUCAUACUCAAAACUUAAACCCGAAAUUUUUAAUUAAGCGGAGCAACCCACCUGCUGCUGCACCACAUACUUUCAGAUAUUACCAUUAUUUAGUACUAUGAAACUAUCCCAAAAAUUGAAAAGAAAAGGAAAAGACAAGAGUGAUGUGUUUUAAAACCCUGGUCAUAGUCUGAGAAUCCCACUUCACUUGUAUUCUCUCUUCCCUCUCUUUCUCCGCUCGCUCCUGUUUUGCGGUGGCGUACAGCUUCACAAGCUCAGUGUACCAACAUUUGUUACAUAAACCCCUUUUACCCAAAAGCCUGAAUUUUUCUAUAAAGAAAUCAAUUUUCAGCUGUUUAGCAUCAUGAAUGCUCCUAUAAUUGAUCCAUUGCAGGGGGAUUUCCCUGAAGUUAUAGAAGAGUAUUUGGAUCAUGGGAUCAUGAAAUGCAUUGCCUUUAAUCGUCGCGGAACCCUUCUUGCAGCUGGAUGCGCUGAUGGAAGUUGCCUUAUCUGGGAUUUUGAGACAAGAGGUAUUGCAAAAGAAUUCAAGGACGACGAAUGUGUUGCCUCAAUUACAAGUGUUUGUUGGUCAAAGUACGGUCACCGUAUACUUGUCUCCGCUGCUGAUAAGUCCUUGACACUCUGGGAUGUUGUCAAAGGAGAGAAGAUAACUCGGAUCAUGCUACAGCAAACCCCUUUACAAGCUCGCCUACAUCCUGGGUCCUCUACUCCAUCUAUUUGCUUGGUGUGUCCCCUUUCAUCUGCUCCCAUGAUUGUUGACUUGGAUACAGGAAGCGUGACUGUGCUCCCUGUCUCGCCUACUGAAGGAGGAAAUGGACUUGCUCCUACUUCAAAAAAUAAACUUUCAGAUGGAUCUGCCCCAUUUAGUCCUACUGCAGCUUGCUUUAACAAGUAUGGAGAUCUGGUUUAUGUGGGAAACUCCAAAGGGGAAAUAUUAAUCAUCGACCAUAAAAGAGUUCAAGUGCGUGGUAUAGUUCUUGUUCCAGGCUGUGCUGUUAUAAAGAAUAUCGUGUUUAGCAGAAAUGGACAGUAUCUCUUAACAAAUUCAAAUGAUCGUACAAUAAGGAUAUACGAGAACCUUCUUCCAAUAAAAGGUGCACUUAUGGGUCUAGAUGAAGCAACCAAUGGCCUGAAUGAUCUGGAAGGGGUCGAGAAGCUGAAAGCUAUUGGAGCGCAAUGUUUAGCCCUGUUUCGGGAGUUUCAGGAUUCUGUCACCAGGGUGCACUGGAAAGCUCCAUGUUUUAGUGGUGAUGGUGAGUGGGUUGUUGGUGGUUCCGCCAACAAAGGAGAGCACAAGAUCUACAUUUGGGAUCGGGCCGGUCAUCUUGUGAAAAUUCUUGAAGGACCGAAGGAAGCGAUAAUAGAUCUAGCUUGGCAUCCUGUCCACCCUAUUGUAGUCUCUGUUUCGCUAGCUGGGUUAGUCUAUAUUUGGGCAAAAGACUACACCGAGAAUUGGAGUGCAUUUGCUCCUGAUUUCAAAGAACUUGAAGAAAAUGAGGAGUAUGUUGAAAGGGAAGAUGAGUUUGAUCUCAAUCCUGAUGUGGAGAAGGUUAAAGAGUCAGAUGUCAACGAGGAUGAAGAUGUUGACAUCGUUGGUGUGGAGAAAGAUUCGACUUUCAGCGAUUCAGACAUGUCAGGAGAUGAAAUUUGCUUUUUGCCUGCUGAUCCAAUUCCUGAUGUUCCAGAGCAGCAGGACAAGUGUGUUGGUAGUUCCUCAAAGCUAGGAGAGAGCAACCAAUCUGGAUCCCCUCUUUCAGAGGAUGCUGGACAAAAUGGGCUAGUGAAUCAUGAGUCCAGUCCAUUUGAAGGUGAGAUUUCCCAAUAAGUUAUAUUCCAUAGGAGGGAGAACAGAAGAUGUCUGUUCCAGAAAACAUAUGCAGCAAACUUGAUUUUUGUUUUGUGCACAUGAAUGAACAUCCGCUGUUCAAUUUUGAUUGGACUGUAAGAAUGAACAAGGGAUUUUGGCUUCAUAUGUAGCAAAUAUGUAUUCUUGAUUGCUGGUUGUUGCUCCCAAACGCACACGCAAGUAUACGGGGUGGCCAAGUAAUAUAGUGACUUGUAAAAGUCGGAUAUCGUACCCAGUGAACCCACAGAGACUUGUGAUCAACGAUUAAACAAGAAUUUACUAUUACUACUAAUUAUGCAAAUAUGAAUUUAGAAUGGUUGAUUGUUUUUGUAAACUAAUGCAGAAAUUAAGUAACUAGUUAAUUACACUAACAAUUUGGCACGAAUGUUUGGUUAAGACUUGAGUUUAUCACAGAGAGAAGACUAUUCCAGGGUUACAACACUUUCGUAAUCAUGUUGCACAUUCACUUUAACCUUUAUUCUUUAUCGAGACAGGGCUGAUAUUAUGACUACGAAUCUCUCGAGUUCUCUAGUCACCUAUUCGUAUUACUUUCAUGCCUAUAUCUCUAUGGUCAUGAACAUUCACACAAAUGCAUUUAUAUUUCCUCUAUAUCAACCAAGUAAGGCGAACUAGGUAUAUCUCUAUCCUAGACGCUUAUCCGCUCCUCGAUGCCCAGGGUUAAGAUCCCACUCUACUUAAUCUUCGUUCUAUCUUAGUAUUCCUCUCUCGAGUUCAAUCUAAGAAUCAAAUAUAUAUCCUAUUGGUAACAGUAAAAUAGUCGAGCACAAGAUUAAGUAAAUAACUCAUAUGAUAAAUAUAGAAAAUGUCAACUCAAGUUCAUACGUUGGCCAUAACCCCAGAACAAGGGAAUUUAGCCGCUCAUUUGGAUACAACAAGUAGUUUUCAUGUUCAAUCUAAAAGAAGAUGAAACAAUGAAGGUAAAAGAAAUAACCCUACGAUGAAAAACCUUACUCCUUGCUCUCUACGAAAUAAAACGUCCGAACCCUUCAAAAACGACCGAAAGAACUAUUCAUGGUGUUGAGAAAAUAACCCUCCAAGGCCCAUCCAAAACGGGUUAGGACUUAGAAAAUAUCUCCCGUCAGCAUACAUAGCUCCCUGAGCAAGCCUUGGAGCGAGAUGGGACCUCGCCCUGGCCUUCGCUCAGCGAGCUCAUGGGUCUCAUUUUGUACCUGGCGAAAUUUCUUGCAAUCUUCAAUUUCGAGCAGUGCAGCUCACUGGGCGAGCAUUAGAGCGAGCAUACACCUCGCUUUCACCUUCGCUGAGCGAGCUAUCCAUGUCAUUCCACACUUUUCCAAUUUUCGUGAACUAAUCUUUUUGCAUAGCCCAUUUCGUUGAGCGAGGUGGAGGUCGAGAUGUGUCCUCGCUCCAGCCUUAGCUCAGCGAGGUCACUCCUCCAGUUUUUACUUGGCUCAUUUCACGUCUUGUUCGUUUGCAUACAUUGUCGGCUUUUCUGAGCUAGCAUCAUGACUAGGUCUUAUUCAUUUUCGUUCAAAUCGAUGCUUUUUCCACUUAGAGGUCAUUUGGUACGCGGAGUAAAUUAUCCCGAGACUAAUUUAUCCCAUUUAGGAGGUGGAAAUGUGGGAUAAAAUAAUCCCAAGGUUAAUGGGAUAAGGUGGGAUAUCCCAUCUUUAAGUUUAGGCUUCAUUUUAUAUUUUGUUUGGUAGAAGGUAUAACAUGGCGGUUAGGCGUAUAAAUACACCUAACAUCAUUGUCAGACCUAAGAGCCGUUUGGACAUGAUUUGAAAUCAUGUUUGGACAUGCAAUUUGGAUUUCUUAAGUUGUAUUUUUUUUAAUAGACAUAAAAACCCCACAAGUUGUGAAAACCACCAAAACUUUCCCAAUUCUUAUACAAUCUUACCAAAUGAGCAAGUCAUCGUUCAUAACAAAAUUAAUAUGCUACUAGAAGGCCUUUCUAAAAAUACAGCAUCAAUUGAUUAAAAUUUAGUUCAAUAAAAAGGAAAAUGUAACAUGAUUACUAAUGUAACUACUCUUUAAUAUAAUUCUCCCACAUGGUACGAACAAUCUCUUCACGCCGAGCAUGCAUUUCCCGAUCAGAUGACCGAGAAGAUGAACCAACAUUGUUAUAUUUAAAAAUUUUAUGGGUCUUUUUUUACAAAUAUAAACUUAUCAGUCAAGUUUUAU